UAGCACUAUCUUCAGUCGAAACAUGAAAAGCACUUUGAAAAUAUGUUUUUUAACAUUCAUUUAUCAAGCUAUGAAAAUGUUCACUAUAUUUUGUUACUUGACCGUUGACCGAAUUCAGAAAAUACUGAAUAAUAAUAAUAAUAUAAUCCUUGUUACAAUACGAACAAGGUUGUUUAUUCAGUAUCAUUAGAAAUUUUAAUGCAGCUAUAUUAUGUAAGUAUACAGCUUCUACAUUAUUGUUUUUCUUUGCAGGCAAUGUUGGAUAACAUUAAACAUUCCAUAGUGCUUCUUCAAAUAGCUAAGAAUACAGUUAAUCCAGUAAACGGUGUAUAUCAAGGACCAACGAACCUUCCACAAACACAUAUCAAAGAAGAGGGUGAGACGUCUCGUGUGGAGGUGGGCGCGGAGUGUAGAGAGCUGCCGUCACCAACACGACCCAUCCCGCCUCUAGAACAUAUCGACGCACCAAGACAGCCGAUGUCCCUGUUGGUGCCGGACACGUCGUACUCGUCGUCGGAGGGCGAGGACGACUUCUACGACGCGGACGACGGACCAGCGGACGCGCCGCUACCGGGACCCAGCGCAAGCCGCACGUGCCCGACGGAAGGCGCGGCCGAGCAGGAUUCGGCGCAGCCCACCGUCGACCUGCCGCGUACGCGAGACGGAGAGAUAGACUAUGACGCCCUUUACGAGGAUGAGUCGGACAGCGACCUCGGGUCGAUGGAGAACCACGGGUCAGUGGUCACGCAUCUACUCUCUCAGGUCAAGAUUGGAAUGGAUUUAACCAAGGUUGUGCUGCCCACAUUUAUUCUGGAAAGGCGAUCACUUCUCGAAAUGUACGCGGACUCGUUCGCACACCCGGACCAGUUCGUUAAAAUAGUAGACCAACCAACACCCAAAGACCGUAUGAUUCAAGUGGUGCGAUGGUAUCUGAGCUCAUAUCACGCCGGGCGCAAGUCUCAGGUGGCCAAGAAACCUUAUAACCCUAUAUUGGGGGAAGUGUUUCGCUGCCAUUGGGAUUUAGACGCGCCAGAAGGACAGGCGGUCGCUACUACCAGCGAAAAGGAAGUGGGCGAUGGCCCAGUGCCAUGGUGUACAGCUGACCAGCUAUCAUUCGUAGCCGAACAAGUCUCCCAUCAUCCGCCCAUAUCCGCUUUCUACGCUGAGCACGUGAACAAACGUAUACAGUUCGAGGCGUGGGUGUGGACCAAGAGCAAGUUCCUUGGUCUAUCGAUCGGUGUACAUAACAUAGGCAAGGGGACCGUCACCCUGCUAGAUCUCGGAGAGGAGUAUACGUUGACAUUCCCUAAUGGAUACGGCAGAUCAAUAUUGACCGUGCCAUGGAUAGAACUGGGCGGUUCUGUAGUAAUAGAGUGUAUACAGACCGGUCACCGGGCCAACAUAGAGUUCCUAACUAAACCGUUCUAUGGCGGUAAGAAGCACAGGGUCACGUGCGAAGUGUUCGCGGGCGCCGAUAAGAAACCCUAUUAUACCGCGCAAGGGGAGUGGAACACGAGGAUGGAUGGCCGAUGGACUGAUAGUGGGGUGAGUCGAUAAUACUGUGUACUGAUCGUGCGAAUUAACAUGACACGUGAAGGCCUAGUUUUUUUUUCUCCGAAAACGAUUUUGAAAUGGUAAUACUGCUCCGAAAUAACGCAUUUUUCGUCAAUAGGGUAUUCUACUCUGUUUGAAAUAGUACCUGCUUUUAAGCGUUUAUUUUAUUUUAAAUAAGCUAUAAAACAAAUACUUAAAGUGAAUCUAAAGUGAAUGUAUUUUUUUGCCUUAAAACUAAAUCAAAAUAUAAACUUAUUUUAUACCCCGAAAACGAUGUCCGAUAUAUUCAUAAAGUCAUUCAGAUAUGUAUACAAAACAGAUGCACAUUGUAGUAGAUUAAAAGAUGUCAAUAAAACAAGAAGAGUGCCAUCUAACGGUUGAUUACUAAAUAGAAAGAUAUAAGUUACGAACAGCGCCAUCCAGAAAUUUGAUGUAUAAUUAAUAGGCGUUGUUCACGACUAAUCUGACAGCUGUCGCCAGAGUGACGUCACACAAUGGCGGGUUGCGUUUCAAGUUAUGUGACACACAUACAAUAAACUAUAGUCUUUUAAUUAUAAGAAAGUCAUGCGAGUUAAUGACUCAAAAUCAAAAUCUCUAUUGAUUUCUUAUAUUUUCACACGCACUAUACAUAAAUGAAACAACAUUUAAACGGUUUCAUUGUGUUUGCAUUUAGUUUUAUUAACGUUUGAGAUGCAUAAACGAUUUUUUUUUUAAUUAACACAUAUAUAUUCACAAUACAAAAAAAAAGGCGUUUUUAUUUAUUAAAUAAAAUUCUUUUAAUAAUAUAUUUGACUUAUUUAAUAUAAGUAUAAAAAAUAAGUAGGAUAGUACCCUACUAAUGAUAUUAUAUCAUAUGAUAUUAUACUCGUAUCAUAAGUAGAUAUUGAAUAAGCGAGCUAAUGAGUUAUAGUAUAAACACUGUUUACACGUAGCGCACAGAAGUGCUGUUCGAGGUGCUUUUUUUAUAGCUCUUCAGCCCUAAAGGCGAAGACGGCUGGGAGUACAACACGCCGCUAAAGAAAAGACUAGAACCGAAAACCACGCCUCAACACAAACAGUCAGAAAGCGCGGACACGAGAUAAUGCACCAACCACUGUGCAUGGACUCUUUAAUUGUUAACGCCCUAAGGUAGAAAAUCCCACAACCAACGAACCUUGUAGGAUAGAUAGACAGUUCUUAAUUCUGUGACGUAUCACGCCACGCACCAAAUGUUUAUAGCUUAGAUACAGGUUUAGGACUAAAGUCUAUUGCCAUAUAUAUUUUAUAAUUAACGCGCGGAUAUCGAUCGCUAAUGAGAUUAUUCUAAUGACAGGUUUUAAUUUUGAACUUACAAUUUGAAAGUAACUUAUAUAGUUUCGAUAUGAUUUUGAAAAGGUAUUUGUAUAAAAAGAAAUCAAAAAUUUUAUUCCAAUAUAUUCGUACCAAAAUUGAACAUGGAUUAUUGGUUUUAUUCAAAGAAAUAUUUUAAUCUAUCUAUUUAUGUAGAAUGAAAACCUAAAUAAUGCCCCAAUUUCCUAUUUCUUAAAGACUAGUCGCUUAUUCCAAAACUGUCGCGCAAUUUCUAGUGUAUAAUUUUCCGUUUCAAACAAGCUCCUUUAAAUUAUGGCCUACGACGAAGUUAAGCAAUAACUACUUGUAAAUAUUAAGAUCUCUUCAUCUAAACAUAUAACUUCAGUAAAUAUGAUCAACACCCGCAUAGCACUAAAAUCUGACGAAAGAAAAGCUGGUGCAGCCGAUAUGGGCAUGUCCUAACAAAUUAUUAAACCUUGUAUUAUAUUACAAUUUUUAUAUAAUAAAUUAUUUACAAACGAAGUUUUUGCUGAUUUUCAUAGUCUAAUUCAAUUUACUUGUAUUUUUCUUAACCAGUGCCGGAUUAAGCAAGCACGGGACUUGUAGCAAAUAUUUCAAGACUUUAGUUUGGUCUCUUAAAUUGAAAAUCAUAUAUAUCAUAUUUUAUAUUCUUAAUGCUUAAGGAUGAUUAAUCAAAGAAUUAUUGAGUGUUUUAUAAUUAUUGACUGCCUGUCGCAACUCGUUUUGUUGUAAUAGGAUUUACCUAUUUGCCCAGCAAAAGGUGAAUGGGCUUGUCACUGUUUAUGGGCUCAAAUAUAUUGUACUGGGGCACGUAACAAUUAUAAUUUUUGUUAAAUGUAGCAAUCUAAUCUGGCACUGUAUUUCAUUUAUUUCAAUAUCUGACUCUGUUUAAUUAAAAAUAUUCAACUAAUAACUAAUAAAUAUUAUUUAAAUUUCACUGGGGGUUUGGCCUCGUGAUAAAAUUAUCA
Diatraea saccharalis (sugarcane borer) is the source of this 3833-nucleotide messenger RNA. Lineage: Eukaryota; Metazoa; Arthropoda; Insecta; Lepidoptera; Crambidae. The record is from the annotation of a GenBank genome assembly.